AUGUGGCUCGCAACUCUAUUUAACAAGAUCGUUGCAGAAGGACGGACUCCAGACGUUUGGCAAACUUCCGUGACCGUGCCUGUCUGGAAAGGGAAAGGAGACAUUGCUGACUGCACCUCGUACAGGCCUAUACGACUGCUCUGCCAUACGAUGAAGGUUUUUGAGCGUGUCCUGGAAGCUCGUCUGAGGAAAAUUGUUAGCGUUUCACUCAACCAGUGCGGUUUUGUGAAGGACUGCAGCACUGUAGAUGCUAUCCAUGCUGUCCUAAUCCUUCUGGAGAAACAUCGAGAGAAGAACCGCAGUGUGCAUCUUGCUUUUCUCGAUCUCGAGAAAGCUUUCGACCGUGUCCCACAUGAGCUGUUAUGGAUGUCCAUGAGGUCGCAUAGAGUACCAGAAGAAUAUGUGCGGUGGACGAAGCUGCUUUAUGCGAAGCCUACCAGCGUUGUACGAUGUGCUGUUGGAACAAGCAGGCCAUUCCCUGUACGAGUAGGGGUUCAUCAGGGUUCAUCCCUCUCACCUCUGCUGUUCAUACUGUGCAUGGACACGAUAACGAAGGAAAUCCAGAAGCAGCAUCCGUGGACUCUACUCUUUGCCGACGAUGUCAUGCUCGCGUCGGAGUCUCGAGAUGAUCUUCAGAAACAAGUGCAGUCUUGGAAGGAUCAGCUGCAGCAAUAUGGAUUGCGCCUCAACACAUCAAAAACUGAGUACAUGGAGUGCGGACCCAGGAUAGAGGAUGGUUCAAUUCGUGUUGAUGGCACCGAAUUAAACAAGGUGAACUGCUUCAAGUACCUUGGAUCCAAAGUGACUUCCACAGGCGACAUUGAUCAAGAGGGUCGAGCACGUGUUAAUGCUGCAUGGAUGAAAUGGAAAAUGGCAACAGGGGUACUAUGCGACAAGAAAGUCCCUGUUCGACUGAAGUCGAAGAUCUACAGGACGGUUGUGCGUCCUGUUGCCCUUUACGGAUGCGAGUGCUGGCCGACAACGAAAGCCUUGGAAAGAGUGCUGCACGCUAUGGAGAUGCGGAUGUUGAGGUGGACGAUAGGUGUAACGCUAAAAGAGAAAGUAUCCAACGACACUGUGCGCUCCAUCUUCGGUGUCGUCCCGAUAACUGAGAAGAUGAAGGAGGCGCGACUGAGAUGGUUUGGUCACGUAUUGCGGCGGGAGGAAGAUUCUGUUGCCAAAACCGCUCUGAAGCUCGACGUUUCAGGAGUGAGGCCGCGCGGGAGGCCAAAGAUUCGCUGGUUAGACCGUGUGAAGCUGGAUAUGAUAGAUGCACGUUUGUGUACGGCUGAUGCAAUGGAUAGAACCAAAUGGAAGACAAGAAGCAGAAAAGCGGACCCUGCAACAACGCGGGACAAACGCUAG
Necator americanus (New World hookworm) is the source of this 1365-nucleotide messenger RNA. RefSeq lists its product as uncharacterized. Lineage: Eukaryota; Metazoa; Nematoda; Chromadorea; Rhabditida; Ancylostomatidae. The transcript has a single exon. The record is from RefSeq and is a predicted model, not a curated record. Bases 1 to 1365 code for a protein of 454 amino acids.